This is a messenger RNA of Bicyclus anynana (squinting bush brown), 1337 nucleotides long. RefSeq names its product serine/threonine-protein phosphatase Pgam5, mitochondrial (gene Pgam5). The transcript has 6 exons. Bases 234 to 1082 code for a protein of 282 amino acids. Gene Ontology annotation, biological process: positive regulation of mitochondrial fission. The record is from RefSeq and is a predicted model, not a curated record. NCBI's taxonomy places the organism in Eukaryota, Metazoa, Arthropoda, Insecta, Lepidoptera, Nymphalidae. Gene Ontology annotation, cellular component: mitochondrion.
ACAUAUCACUUAUGUCAGACCAUAGAUAAUAGAUAGCGUUAGACGUCAGACGUUAGCUGCACUGCAGCUGCAUCCGAUGUUUUUUUUUAAUUAUUUAAUAAAGUGAAUUUUACAGUGAUUCUUGAGUUGACUUUGAGGUUAUGUCCGCAACUGUGGCCUAAUUUAAAUUUAUCAUAAAGACCGGGGCAACUUUCUGUAAAUAAAUUUACAACUAAAAGUAGGUCAUAAAUAUAAUGGCGUCUUUCUCUAGGUUACAAAAGAUAGCUCUCCUGAGUUUAGGCGCGGUUGGUGGCAGCUUCGCAUAUUAUCAAAUAGGUAAAUUGGAGAACAAAUACGAUGUUAAAAAUUCGUGGACCACGAAUUAUACGCCCAGUGUAAAAUGGGACAAAAAUUGGGACCACCGUGAACCAGAGUCAAUCGUGAAACCUCCAAAGUCUGAUAAACCAGAGGAUGACAACAGAUACAAUGAACAAAUUGAGAAAUCAAAGAGCAAAGCAGUGCGACACUUGUUCCUUAUUAGACAUGGACAGUACAAUCUUGAAGGUGCCACAGAUAAGGAGAGAAUCCUCACUGAAUUAGGUAGACAACAAGCAGACCUCACAGGCAAAAGAUUGGCCCUUCUAGACAUUAAGUGGGACCUUCUAGUCAGAUCGACGAUGACCAGAGCACAGGAGACUGCGAAAAUUAUAGCCAAGCAUUUACCAAGUGACAUAGAGGUGAAAGAUUGUCAGUUAAUAGAAGAAGGAGCGCCAAUUCCCCCUGAGCCACCGGUUGGUCAUUGGAGGCCAGAACCAAAACAGUUCUUCCAGGACAGCGCGCGCAUCGAGGCAGCGUUCCGGCGCUACUUCCACCGCGCGCCGCCCGACCAGACGCAAGACUCCUACACGCUGCUUGUGUGCCAUGCGAACGUCAUACGGUUCUUCGUUUGCAAGGCCCUCCAGUUCCCACCAGAAGGCUGGCUCCGGAUAUCCCUCAACCACGGCUCCAUCACGUGGGUCUCCAUACUGCCGAGCGGGAACGUAGUACUGCGGUCACUGAGCGAAACGGGUCACAUGGACCCCAAGUAUAUCACCAGCCGGUAAACUAUGAAAGGUGCUAUGUAGUUAGCAUAAUGUGAAUGGAGCCUUAUAGUCUCAGACUAAUUACAUAAGGGGGUAGACGAAUAUCUUAGCAAUCCAUGGAUUCACCGUGCAGGUGCCGAGUCUAUCGCGUGGUAGAGAGAAAAACACCGAACAAAGUUCAAGACUUGUAACUAUUAUAUUUGUAGGGUUAAGGAAUUCCUUGACGAUCGAAUCGCAUAUCUAUAGUAUCGCAUUUGCUCACAAAACGACAGAUAA